CACCGGUUGCCGACGGGGCGCGCUGUACAGGAAGGAGCGGCGGCUGUAGAUUCUCUGCACAUUCCUAUCCAGAGGCUGAAAACCCAUCCUGAUCCAACAUGUCCGACUGACACCGCUGCGCGGUUCCUUACAAGCGGCUGCCCUGACACACUGUAACGAGCUAGUUUCCAGUGCACAUCUACAAGGACGUUCUUUUCCAUUCACAGGUGGUGACACUGUGGUAUUAUGUAACCAGUAUGCGCCCGGAUCCACCAGACGGAGCAGAUGCAGAGCUCGCUGUGGUCCCAGAUCAGGUCCAUAUUGCCUCCUAGACUUGAGGAGUUCCCUCGGGAGCUGGGCCCGGAGGUGGAUGGAGCCAUUGCGCUAUGUAUGAAGGAGGCGGCAGCCUGUAUCUAUACGCCUGACCCCGGGCGAUGUGGACAGCUGGGGGAGCUGAUGAUGGACUACAGCUGGGAGAAGCUGAAUGGCUGUAACUGGAGGGACGUGUCCCGGGACUGGAGGACUGUCUAUUCCUACGGCUGCCUGUUUAAGGUGGUCGGAAGCUGCGCGGGGCUGGUGUUCAAUAAGGAGGAAGCCCUGCGCGUGUGCGACAUGUCAUUACUCCUAGGGGCUGAGAUCAUGAACAACGUGAUAAGUAGAAUAAUCCAAAUUCUGAGUGAUCCCCUCUCCAAGGACUCGGUGGAGCCCCCGGAGUGUGCAACAGUCCCGACCCACGAAAGACAGAAGAGGCAGAGAGAUACUCAAGGAAAGGAGUCGGAAAGCGAACAAAAUGGCAAAAUCCCUGAGAAAAUACCCCGUCCGCUGACCCCGGCGCUGCAUGUAGAGACCACCAUACCAACUGUCCGCUGUCCCUCGCUGGAACACUUCAGACACAAUUACCUGAUUCCUCAGAAAGCAGUAAUACUGGAGGGGGCCAUUGAUCACUGGCCGUGCAUGAAAAAGUGGAGUGUGGCGUACCUACAGAAAGUGGCGGGUUGUCGUACUGUACCCGUGGAGCUGGGAUCCAGGUACACCGAUGCAGAAUGGUCUCAGAGUCUGAUGACUGUGAAUGAAUUCAUUAAUAAUUAUAUUCUGGAUCAGCCGGCUCGCAGGGGAUACCUCGCUCAACAUCAACUAUUUGAACAGAUACGUGAACUUAAGGAAGAUAUCGGUAUUCCGGAUUAUUGCUGCCUCGGGGAAGGAGAUGAAGAUGACAUCACUAUUAAUGCUUGGUUUGGACCAGCAGGAACAGUGUCUCCUCUUCAUCAAGACCCUCAGCAAAACUUCCUGGCACAGAUUGUGGGCAGAAAGUACCUCCGUUUAUACUCUGUGCGUGAGACAGAGCGUCUGUACCCAUUUGAUAGCACCCUUCUCCACAACACCAGCCAGGUCGACAUUGAAAAUCCAGACACGGACAGGUUCCCUGACUUUGCACAGGCCGUUUACCAAGAGUGCAUCCUGUGCCCUGGGCAGAUCCUCUUCAUCCCAGUGAAAUGGUGGCAUUACGUUAAAGCUCUAGAUAUAAGUUUUUCUGUCAGUUUUUGGUGGUCUUGACCAUGGAUCAUUACUUAAAGGGGUUAUACUGGAAAAGAUAAUGAUGCCGGCAGCUUUCCAAAGACAGUGCCAUACAUCGUAUAACGGCGGUAACAUAGUACAUAAGGCCGAAAAAAGACAUUUGUCCAUCCAGUUCGGCCUGUCAUCCUGCAAGUUGAUCCAGAGGAAGGCAAAAAAAAACCUGUGAGGUAGAAGCCAAUUUU
Molecule: messenger RNA, 1736 nt
Organism: Bufo gargarizans (Asiatic toad)
Lineage: Eukaryota; Metazoa; Chordata; Amphibia; Anura; Bufonidae
Gene: KDM8
Product: lysine demethylase 8
Exons: 9
Coding region: 265-1533 (422 amino acids)
Cellular component (GO): nucleus
Molecular function (GO): histone H3K36 demethylase activity
Source: RefSeq, a predicted model, not a curated record